AUGUCAAAAAUACAGGCCCGCAAGUCUCAGAAGGUGACGAAAAAGUACAUCAUCAAUGCCUCCCAACCGGCCAACGACAAAAUCUUCGAUGUCUCCGCCUUCGAGAAGUUCCUGCACGACAAGAUCAAGGUUGAGGGCCGCGUCGGUAACCUCGGCGAUUCCAUCCAGAUCUCCCAGGUCGGAGAUGGCAAGAUCGAGGUUGUCACACACAUUCCUUUCUCUGGACGGUAUUUGAAGUACCUGACAAAGAAAUUCCUCAAGAAGCAACAGCUGCGCGAUUGGUUGCGUGUCGUCUCCACCUCCAAGGGUGUAUAUGAGCUGCGCUUCUACAACGUCGUCAAUGACGAGGCAGAUGAGGAUGAGGAUUAG
Messenger RNA from Paracoccidioides brasiliensis Pb18, 369 nucleotides. RefSeq lists its product as uncharacterized. Gene Ontology annotation, biological process: cytoplasmic translation. The record is from RefSeq and is a predicted model, not a curated record. Bases 1 to 369 code for a protein of 122 amino acids. Gene Ontology annotation, molecular function: RNA binding; structural constituent of ribosome. Gene Ontology annotation, cellular component: ribosome. The transcript has 3 exons.